Malania oleifera is the source of this 3038-nucleotide messenger RNA. RefSeq names its product serine/threonine-protein kinase D6PK. Gene Ontology annotation, molecular function: ATP binding; protein serine/threonine kinase activity. The transcript is spliced from 3 exons. Gene Ontology annotation, cellular component: plasma membrane; nucleus; cytoplasm. Gene Ontology annotation, biological process: protein phosphorylation. NCBI's taxonomy places the organism in Eukaryota, Viridiplantae, Streptophyta, Magnoliopsida, Santalales, Ximeniaceae. The record is from RefSeq and is a predicted model, not a curated record. The coding region runs from base 954 to 2768 and encodes 604 amino acids.
GAAGGCCUAAUUGGUAAACUCAAAGGUCCAAGCAUGAGAGACAGCUUGGAGCCUAGGAGGCCCAUAUGUUGAUUCAGACGCUUUGCUUUGGGACAAAAUACAUUAUUGAACCCAGGAAAAAAAAAAGGGCUUUGCGAGCUUUGACCCUCUGGUUUCUCUCUCUCUCUCAAAGCUUUUCUUUUUCUUUCGCCUCUCUCUCCACACAUUGUGUAGUUAGGAGCUAGCUCUCUCUUCUUUAUCUCUCUCUACAGUGGUGGGUGCUUUUCUGAUAUCUCCCACUGCUAAAGCGAAACCCUAAAGCUCUGAACUUUGAAGCCCCAGGUACUCUUUUGGGCUUCCUUUUCUCUUCAUUUUCGACCUGUCUUGUGAUUUCCUUGGUGGGUUUCCUUCUCUACGCCCCUCUACUUUGUGUUUUAGCUUCUGGGUCUUUGUGGGUUUUGGAUCCUUUCAUCCAGAGUGGUGGUGGGUCUCUGUUUUUGAGAUCUAUACUCUUUUGAUCCACUUCUUCUUCUUUUUUUUCCUCCCCCUUUCCUCCCGAUUGCUUAUCUUCUUAUCUUUUGCAAGUUGGUGUUUGGUGUGAGCUGAAAGCUAUGGAGAAACAAACAUUUUUUUUGUGAGAAUUGAAUUGUUCUCGCUCGCUUUCCAUUGUUAUUUGUUCCAGGGCGUUUCUCUGGAAAGUAUAUUUUUGUUCCCUGGAAAAAGGAGCAUUUUUUAGGUAGGCAAGAGAGGCUUCCUGAAAUUGUGCCAUCUUUUUUUGAGAUCUUACGCGUUGACCUCAGUUGCAAUUUGGGUAUUCGUAAUUUUCUGGUUCGAUCAAUUGUUAGACGUGACCUCAUUAUUGAUGGAGUUGGUAUUGAAAAGAUUUGGGACUGUCAGUGGAGGGAGGUAUGCAUUAAAGCUGGGGGCUAACUAAUGGGUUUGCUCAAUCUGAUCUAUCAAACGAUUUCUCUUCAAUGGCUUCAAAACCUGGUACCAGACUUUCCCCAGAAAAGCAGAGAAUAACGGGUGGUAAUCACACAUUAGAAGGUAAUUCACGGAGGCCCUCGCCUUUGCAAAUUUCGAAAACAAUCAAAUCGGAGUCAGUAGCUCCCAAAAAGUUACCUAAGAGUGUGCAGCAAGUUGCAUCGAAGCAGGUUACUGUAGAAAACGCAGAGGGAAAAAAAUCGACCAAUUCUUUUCAUAAGGGUUCUGCCUAUUCUUUAGCUGAUAAGUUAGAUUCAGGCUUGUCCUUGGGUGAUUUGAAGCAUGUACCAACAAAUGCUGGUUCUGGAAUGAGUGAGGCUGGACGUGAUCAAGAAAAGAAAGCUUCUGAGCUUGGAAUCAGUUCGGCAUCUGCUAAAGUUAGUGAUGGGACAAGCAGCCUUGGCAAGACAAGUGGAAGUGCCAAAAUCAGUGAGCGAGCUGAUUUUGUUGAGAGUGGAAAGAGCAGUAUGUGUAGGGGUAGCACGAGCAGUGACAUCAGUGAUGAAAGUACUUGUAGCAGCUUAAGCAGCAGUAUCAGCAAACCUCACAAAGCAAAUGACUCAAGGUGGGAAGCUAUCCAAGCUGUACGAACCAAAGAUGGUGUUUUGGGUUUGAGCCAUUUUAGACUUCUGAAAAGGUUGGGUUGCGGGGAUAUUGGAAGCGUUUAUCUUUCGGAGUUGAGUGGUACAAAAUCUUACUUUGCAAUGAAGGUCAUGGACAAAGCAUCCCUAGCCAGCCGGAAGAAGCUGCUUCGUGCUCAAACAGAGAGAGAGAUACUACAAUCUUUGGACCAUCCUUUCCUUCCAACCUUGUAUACUCAUUUUGAGACUGACAAAUUUUCAUGUUUGGUCAUGGAGUUCUGCCCAGGAGGCGACUUGCACACACUUCGGCAGAGGCAACCAGGGAAGCAUUUUUCAGAACAAGCUGUAAAGUUCUAUGUAGCAGAGGUCCUCCUUGCUUUGGAAUACCUCCACAUGCUUGGGAUUGUCUACCGUGACUUGAAGCCAGAAAACGUCCUCGUCAGGGAUGAUGGACAUAUAAUGCUCUCAGACUUCGAUCUCUCCCUCCGUUGCACCGUGAGCCCAACUCUUGUGAAGUCUUCAUCCCUCGAGACAGAACCCUUAAGAAAGAAUGCCGUUUAUUGUGUCCAACCUGCUUGCAUUGAGCCCUCUUGUAUCCAGCCAUCAUGUGUGGUUCCUACGUCGUGUUUCUCCCCUCGCAUCUUUUCAAGUAAAUCCAAGAAAGAAAGAAAACCUAAGAAUGAAAUUGGAAACCAAGUUAGCCCCUUGCCUGAGCUUAUUGCAGAGCCGACUGGGGCCCGCUCAAUGUCGUUCGUUGGGACACACGAGUACUUGGCACCUGAGAUUAUCAAAGGCGAAGGGCAUGGAAGUGCUGUGGAUUGGUGGACUUUUGGGAUCUUUCUUUAUGAACUGUUGUUUGGAAAGACUCCCUUCAAGGGAUCGGGCAAUCGGGCUACCCUAUUCAACGUUGUUGGUCAGCCACUCCGAUUCCCAGAUUCACCAAUUGUCAGUUUUUCAGCAAGGGAUCUGAUAAGGGGGUUGCUUGUGAAAGAGCCACAGCAUCGAUUAGCAUAUAAACGGGGAGCAACUGAGAUUAAACAACAUCCCUUUUUUGAAGGUGUGAAUUGGGCUUUGAUUCGUUGUGCAAGCCCACCCGAGAUCCCGAAGCCAGUCGAGAUCGAAAGGGUUCCUGCUCCGGUAACAUCAACCAGUGAAAAAGCCACUGCCACCGUCAUCCCUGAUCAGAAAAGUUCUGAUAAUUAUCUGGAAUUUGAUUUCUUUUAAUGGGUCUGGGAACCCAAAUUGCCCUUUCCAUAUUUUAUUUUGUUUUAUUUACUUGGGGGAAGAUGUAGAGUUUUUCAAACAGUUUAGAGAUGAUGAUGAUGAUGUUGUUGUUGUUGAAUUUAGGGUUCUUAUAUUUAUAGCCAAUGAUGUUCAGACGUUUGAUUUUGUUCUUUGGAACAUUCUACAAAUUUGUUUGUUAUCCUUUGUUCAACCUUCGGGGUUGACAUACUGCAAAUGCAAAGUAGCAGUUCUGAGGACUGGUGGCAUAAA